ACCUUUUUCUAACCUUAAAGCACUCUUUCCUUCUUCACUCUUCACCAUGUCUCACUGUUUUUGCUGCUACUUCUUUCUCCUUCCAUCUUUUUCCAAAAAUGCCCAGAAAAGCAUCACCCUUUUUCCACAAAGUCUCCCUUCAUCUCCUCAGACUCUCUCUUCUCAUCCACAGAUUAAGAAAACCCAUAUUGCCAAAGCUCCUCAAGAGGUUCAAGAAGUGUCAGGAGUUGAAGCUCCUGAAGCACUCUGAGUAUGGAGAGUACCAGUUCUCCGCUUCAACAACUCCCCUCAUUCCUGGUUACCAUCGAAACCAGUUCAAGAACAGGGUCCAACCACCUCUGUGUUCUUUCUUGUAUCUCUAUUGGUGCCUUGGCAACUUCCAAGUAGAACGAAGUGGGGAGUGCCAGCUGGCAUUGGAACCCUUUGAAAUUGGAGAUGAAACAAGCCUAGUUCAGGAUUUGUUUGAGUGUGGUUCAGGGGAUGAAGGUGAAUCGGUUGAUCAGAAGGCUGAGAAGUUCAUCCAGAGUUUCUACCAGCAGAUGAGAAUGCAGAGGCAGGAAUCGUUCUAGCUCUUCAGAUUCACUUUAUAUUUUUCAAUUCAUUAUUCCUUUCUUGAUUGUUUUAUUCAAUCUUUGCAUUAAUUUCGCCUUCGUUUUGCUUAAUUUAAUUUUCAAUCAGGAGAAAUGGAUUACUUUCUUGCUUAAUUUAAUUCUUUAAAUUCUUAAAUAUAUCAAUUUAAUUCCAUCUCUUGGUGUAAUGAAGAUUUUUUUUUUCUUUUGCUAAUUUAUAGCAUUGUAGUUUAUAUAAACCAUUUAGCAUGUGUUGUAAGGAAAUCCUAGCCAGUAAAUUCAAAGAUUCUUUUUUUUCUGGUUUAUAUAAGAUCGUAUCGCAGACCAGUAUUUCGUCUGAGAUCUUGUGAUAUAUUAUAUAUCAUACAUGAU
Molecule: messenger RNA, 941 nt
Organism: Vigna umbellata (rice bean)
Lineage: Eukaryota; Viridiplantae; Streptophyta; Magnoliopsida; Fabales; Fabaceae
Product: cotton fiber protein
Source: RefSeq, a predicted model, not a curated record